GCCACGUAGGAGUAAUAACAAAUUGCCAGUCUGUAUUUAUUUCCCUAACGCAAACCAACUCAAAUUUAACUUUAACAAAAUGCAAACGGAUCCACAGAAAUACGAUGGCAAAGUGAAAGAGCAAGUGGAUAUGGAAUUUAAGGCCCGUCGCAACUAUCCCAGAAAAUGGUUAAAAUUUUACAAUGAAACUCCAUGGCAGGACAUGUACAAUCCGGACAAACUAAGCAAACAAAUAAAAGAGCAAAUGAAAACUAAAGACUUAAAUCCUUAUAAAUAUACCAGUGAAGGCGAUGGCCACUUUGUUUCACCGGGAAUGUACAAUUCCCUAUUGGCCAAAUGUCGUUGUGGAAGACCUCAUUCAGAUGUACAUUUGUUGAGAUGCCUACAAAAGGAGCAGAGUAAAUAUUUGGAAAAUGGUAAUACCCAAUUGGAGAAUGACAAAAAGGAACAUUUGGAAUUACCAAAGACAUCUAAUGCAUUUGUUGGCUGGCACACCAAACAACCGAUAUAUAAACAAUGGGAGGAAUCAAUAAAAUACAAGUCGCCAAUUUAUGAUAUGCCUGGAGAACGCAUAACUACUACACCCUAUAAUGCCAUAAUAAUCGGAUGAUUAUACCACUAAAUAUAAUUGAAGAUUUGAUAAAAAUGUAAAGGAAUUUGGAAUAAAUUGGAUUGAUUAAA
Molecule: messenger RNA, 681 nt
Organism: Musca domestica (house fly)
Lineage: Eukaryota; Metazoa; Arthropoda; Insecta; Diptera; Muscidae
Exons: 4
Coding region: 80-610 (176 amino acids)
Source: RefSeq, a predicted model, not a curated record